Galdieria sulphuraria is the source of this 1537-nucleotide messenger RNA. RefSeq names its product chloroplast envelope protein translocase family isoform 1. Gene Ontology annotation, molecular function: GTP binding. The coding region runs from base 39 to 1358 and encodes 439 amino acids. NCBI's taxonomy places the organism in Eukaryota, Rhodophyta, Bangiophyceae, Galdieriales, Galdieriaceae. The record is from RefSeq and is a predicted model, not a curated record. The transcript is spliced from 10 exons.
UAUUCUUUUUUAUUAUUGUAUAAUUUUCAAGUGGAUUGAUGUAUUCUACUCAGUGUUCCAAAACAGAAGACUCGGAUAAACUUUCGGCCACUGUCACAUCUGUUAUGAAUAUGCACAGAGUCUCAUUGAAAACAGACGAGGAAAACUUAGAAAGUAGUGACUACACUUUGACUAAUAUUCAAAGUCGUCAUCCCCCUGAUGGUUCAGAAAAUCCGACAGUAAGCGGAUCUGAUAGUUGGAAGAGAAAGUCAAAGGAAGAAGAGAACGCAAAUUAUACAACGACACUUUCUUCUAACUUGCUUGCAACUCCAAGUAAUGAGGGAAGCAGUUUACUAUCUCCUAGAAUCCUAACUGAAUAUAUUCCCACACAAUCAACACCUUUGAUAUUUGAAGAUAUUGGUUUGGACGUCGGGACACUUGAAUCUAUUUUACAACUUCCUCCUUCGAUAGCUUUGCGCUUUGCAACCAAAGCAGAAGAAAGCACUACCAGAAGUGUGAACAUUCUGGUGUUUGGAAAAAGAGGAAGUGGAAAGACGACGCUUAUUAAUUCUCUUCUGGGUCAGCAAUUGGGUCAUACGGAUGCCUUUCGAGUAGGUACCAACAGCAUUGAACAAGUCUUGGAUAAGUUGAAAGCUACAGACACAAGCAUAUGUUUCAUUGACACACCUGGAAUUGAUGAUAAUUCAUCAAGUUUUGUUAUAUUGGAUAAUAUUGUGGAUUAUAUUCGAAAUCGUCCCAUACACGCUAUACUUUAUGUUGAAAGGCUUUCAGACUCCAGAUUGUCUUCAUUUUCCUUGAAAGUAAUUGAGACCAUUACAAAAAAGUUGGGCUCCAGAGUUUGGAGAAAAGUCAUCAUUGUUUUUACUUUUGGUUAUAUAUUUCCUCCCAUUGAAUAUAGUUUUGAAGAAUUUGUGAGAACAAGAGCGACGAGUUUAAGGCGCAUGAUUCGAGAUGCAAUAGAUGAUCAAGAACUUCAACUACCUGUUGCUUUAUCAGAAACCUCGAAACUUUGUCCCACGAAUGAUCAAGGACUAAAAAUACUUCCUGACGGAAUUGCAUGGUUUCCCGCUUUGAUGGAUAUACUUUGUCGUCGUAUAUUAUACGGUGUUCCUUUGACAUAUUCUGCAACUGAACAAGUUUCUUGGAAUCAAACUUUAUCAAAGGAGCGAUGGUUGAUAAUCAGUGCAGCAGUAUUAGGAGGUUUUAUUUCCAGAACUUUAUUUGCCAGUCAGAAUAAUGUUGAUAAUUCCAGUCAACAAGGCAAGUCAUACCAAGUUAAACGAAAAUACAACAACAAAAAUCAUACGGGGACUGCAAUGGACCAAAAAAGUCCUUUUUGGUGGCUAUUCAAAUCAUAGUUUUAUUCAGUUGUUUGGUUGUUUCCGCGUUUGAGUUCCUUAAUUACGGAAGCAAGAGCGUAGGGGUCAAAACCUUGUUCUAAUAGUUCAAUGGCUACUUGUAAAGUUUCUCGGUCCAAGCCUGUUUCUAAAAGCUUUGCUAUUUCGUAGGACACUAAAAAUAUGGUUGAUUUUUUCAC